AUGGGGAGCCUGUGUUUGCAGAAGCUAUCAGCGGUAGAACGUCUCUUCGCUCUCGAGAGUUUCGAGCUUCCGGAGGUACCAUGCUCUCUCUCUUUCCACAGGCACCCCGAGUACAAGUCAAUCACCAGGGAAGCAAACGAGUGGGCAUUCAAAUGCACGAGGAGGGAUUUGAGUCCGGAGGAGAAGAAAUCCCUGCUCCAGUGGAAGGUUCCAAUGGUGACAUGCCUUUCCACGGCUCACGCUCCGAAAGAGAAUAUGGUGGCGUCGGCCAAGUUUGCUUGGGCCAUUGCCUUCCUGGACGACCCGAUUGAUGACAACGAGGUCGCCGCAACGUCGUAUCUCGACACUGUUCUUAGCCUCUGCAAUGGAACCGCAUCGCUUGCGGAAGUUCCAGACAUUGUUGCGUAUCGAGCUUGCCACGAUCUGAUGAAGGAUUUGAGGUCUCUGUUGCAGCCGGAGCUCUUCAAGCGCACAGUUUCCACUGUCGAGGGUUGGGCGAGAAGCAUCUCGAGUGACGACUUGAAGCAGGACUACAAGCUCUACAGGAGGAACAACAUCUUCAUUCUGCCACUGUUCUACACACUCAUUGGCGCUUCCUUUGAAGAUGAGGAUGUCGAGUCCCCGGAUUUCGUCAGUGCUCAGAACGCUAUGCUUGAUCAUAUAUGGAUGGUGAACGAUAUCUUCUCGUUUCGCAAUGAGUUCUACAAGAAGAAGUUGAACAACCUGCCGGCUGUGCUGCUGCUCACCGAUCCGAGCGUGCAGACGUUUCAGGAAGCAGUGAACGCUACAUGCAGGAUGAUCCAGGACAAGGAAGAAGAAUUCAUCUAUUACCGCAACAUCCUUGCCGCGAACGCGUCCCGGAAUGGGAAGGACUUCUUGAAGUUCCUGGAUGUUCUCUCCUGCGCAAUCCCGGCGAAUCUGGCGUUCCACUAUGCGAGCAGCCGCUACCACGGCAUGGAUAACCCUCUUCUGGCCGGGGGCACGUUUCAUGGGACCUGGAUUCUGGAUCCAAAGCGCACCAUCAUCGUUUCGGACCCGAACAGAACGAGCGGCAUCUUGACGAAGAGCUUCUUGUCUUCAAGUUGGGAGCUUUUCGAGGCCCCCGUGAUCAAGGACCAUGAUCUUCUUCCUGCGCUAGCUAGGCCACGAGCUUGUUGCAUAUAUCCAGCUCAUGACCAUCGGUGUCCAAGUGAUGGCACGAAAAAAGAGGUCCCUUGCAUCUUUGAGAUCCGUGCUUCACGUACGCGCUGA
Molecule: messenger RNA, 1251 nt
Organism: Selaginella moellendorffii
Lineage: Eukaryota; Viridiplantae; Streptophyta; Lycopodiopsida; Selaginellales; Selaginellaceae
Product: (E)-2-epi-beta-caryophyllene synthase-like
Exons: 2
Coding region: 1-1251 (416 amino acids)
Source: RefSeq, a predicted model, not a curated record